Necator americanus (New World hookworm) is the source of this 423-nucleotide messenger RNA. RefSeq lists its product as uncharacterized. The record is from RefSeq and is a predicted model, not a curated record. The transcript has a single exon. The coding region runs from base 1 to 423 and encodes 140 amino acids. Lineage: Eukaryota; Metazoa; Nematoda; Chromadorea; Rhabditida; Ancylostomatidae.
AUGAGUGGAUGUACUUGGAAACAGAUCGAUUGCCUAAACCUAGCUCAUUUCGCCGCUUCGUCUGCAAAACUUUUGAAAAGAAGGCCUGCGGCAGUGGCCGGACGGCCGAGAGCCUGGCCUGCUGCCACUCGCUCUUCAUGUGUCGCAGUCGCAAAAGUUCGCUCGGGCUGUCGCAUCAAGCGGUUAGCACCAAAAUCCGACGACGACGACGCCGAGCAAUUACCUCCUCAGUGUGGGCGCGCUUUUUCGCGUGUAAUAAUGCUGAUUCGGAGAGGCAGCAACGAUGUGGGCGUGGUCAAAGAGCCACCUUUCGAACACGAACGACGAAAACUCACGGCCAUCUACUGCUACUGCUCCUCCUCCUCCUCAUCGUCGCCAGACCUCGUCCUUGUCCUCGUCUCAUCUCUGGCUGUAUCGUUUUAA